Molecule: messenger RNA, 2733 nt
Organism: Symphalangus syndactylus (siamang)
Lineage: Eukaryota; Metazoa; Chordata; Mammalia; Primates; Hylobatidae
Gene: CCNG2
Product: cyclin G2
Source: RefSeq, a predicted model, not a curated record
GAGAGGGGCUUCUACAGCUGGGCGCCCCGGGCGGGCGGGGCUCGGGAGUCUCCUCCCUCCGCUUCUUUGUUCAGUCGCGAGACUCUCCCUCCCCUCCCCCCUAUUGUGCAACGCCCCAUCCCCGGGACCCGCUGCAGUCGCUGGCCACACUGCAGUCCCCUGGGCAGAAGGCCCUCCCCGGCGCGACUUCAGGUGGGGCAGACCGAGGGGACGCCGGCGCCCGCGGACAGUUUCCUGUUUGUGAAACGCCAAGGGCUGGCCGGUCUUACCCAGCGCUGGCCGGCGGACCUGACCACGGCUCCUCCCCCUGCCACACCUCCGUGGCCGUGGUGGGGAUUGCCCUGGGGCUCUGGCGGACGUGACUGGUCCCUUCACCCGCUCCUUGUCGGGGUGUGCUAGGGCGAUCCUUGCUGGAGAUGAAGGAUUUGGGGGCAGAGCACUUGGCAGGUCAUGAAGGGGUCCACCUCCUCGGAUUGUUGAACCUCUACCUGGAACAAGAAGAGAGAUUCCAACCUCGAGAAAAAGGGCUGAGUUUGAUUGAGGCUACCCCGGAGAAUGAUAACACUUUGUGUCCAGGAUUGAGAAAUGCCAAAGUUGAAGAUUUAAGGAGUUUAGCCAACUUCUUUGGAUCUUGCACUGAAACUUUUGUCUUGGCUGUCAAUAUUUUGGACAGGUUCUUGGCUCUUAUGAAGGUGAAACCUAAACAUUUGUCUUGCAUUGGAGUCUGUUCUUUUUUGCUGGCUGCUAGAAUAGUUGAAGAAGACUGCAAUAUUCCAUCCAUUCAUGAUGUGAUCCGGAUUAGUCAAUGUAAAUGUACUGCUUCUGACAUAAAACGGAUGGAAAAAAUAAUUUCAGAAAAAUUGCACUAUGAAUUGGAAGCUACUACUGCCUUAAACUUUUUGCACUUAUACCAUACUAUUAUACUUUGUCAUACUUCAGAAAGGAAAGAAAUACUGAGCCUUGAUAAACUAGAAGCUCAGCUGAAAGCUUGCAACUGCCGACUUGUCUUUUCAAAAGCAAAACCAUCUGUAUUAGCCUUGUGCCUUCUCAAUUUGGAAGUGGAAACUUUGAAAUCUGUUGAAUUACUGGAAAUUCUCUUGCUAGUUAAAAAACAUUCCAAGAUUAAUGACACCGAGUUCUUUUACUGGAGAGAGUUGGUUUCUAAAUGCCUAGCCGAGUAUUCUUCUCCUGAAUGUUGCAAACCAGAUCUUAAGAAGUUGGUUUGGAUCGUUUCAAGGCGCACAGCCCAGAACCUCCACAACAGCUACUAUAGCGUUCCUGAGCUGCCAACGAUACCUGAGGGGGGUUGUUUUGAUGAAAGUGAAAGUGAGGACUCUUGUGAAGAUAUGAGUUGUGGAGAGGAGAGUCUUAGCAGCUCUCCUCCCGGUGAUCAAGAGUGCACCUUCUUUUUCAACUUCAAAGUGGCACAAACACUGUGCUUUCCAUCUUAGAAAUCUGAUUGUUCUGUCAGAAUUUAUAUGUACAGGUUUCAAAGCAAUAAAUGGGGGAAUAGGUAGUUUUCUGGUUUAGCCCCCAUCUAGUCAGGAAUUAAAUAUACUGGAAUACCUACCUUCUAUUUGUUAUUCAGAUCAGAUCUGGCCUAUUUUCAUAUUUAUCCUAAGCCAUCAAAUGGGGUAGUGCCUCUUAAACCAUUAACAGUACUUUAGACAUUGGCACUUUAUUUUUCUCAUUGAUCUUUAGCUACUUUGGGGAGGAGGGAAGGUGCUGAUACCUUCAAUUUGUUACUUUUCAAGAUUUUUAAAAAUAACUAGUGUAGCGUAUCUUAAACAUUUUAUAAAACCUUCAGAUGUCUUUAUUUAAGCAGAUUGGAAGUAUGCAAGUGCUUCCUUAGCAGGGACAGUGGAUAAUCCUUAAUGGUUUAUCACAGAUUUCCCCCUCUCCCCUUCUCAGAAGAGUGAAUAUGCUCUUAAAUGUCAAACACAUUUUUGUUUUGUUUUUUAAAUGAUCAGUGUCUAUUUGAUGUGAUGCAGAUCUUAUAAAUUUGGGAAUUAUAAUAUUGACAUUUCUGUGAUUUUUAUAGUAUGUAAUGUCUUAAUUGAGAUUUCUGCUAAGGCAGAAAUAAUUAGGCUAGGGCUCUUAGUUUCAUUCCUAUUGCCCAAGUAUUGUCAAACUAUGGUAUUAUUUUAAUAUUACUUUAAAAAUCCAUAAUCUGCUAGUUUUGCAUGUACUUGUAUGAAAACAGUGCAGUAAGUUGAAAACUCAGUAUCUAUGGAAUUGAUAAAUGUUGAUCUGGUAGUAUAUUUUAUCUCAUUUUCUUAUAUUAAAAAAUGUCUGCAUGAUUACGUUUUAUUUCCUUUGUAAUUUACAUUUCAAAAUAAUGUAUUGCUAUAUGGGUGCCAAGAUUGAAUAUGAAGAACCCGAGUGUUUGUAGUAUUAUGGUUUUAAGCAAAUCUGUGUGGUGAUACAGCCAUAAGAAUGGGGCUUAUAUAAACUCUGUACAUGUAAGAUUUUGUACAGAGAAUUUUUAACUUUAUAAAUUGUAUAUGAACAUGUAAAUCUUUUAAAAUGUACAUAAAAUACUGUAUUUUUUUACCUUGUGUGUGAUAGUCUAGUCAUUGCAUGUAAAUAUAAUUUAUUGUGUAUUCUGUAGUAUAAAUCAUACAUUGAUGACUUACAUUUUUACUGGUAACUCAACAUCCGUUGGAUGUUUCCUGAAGUGGCUCUUUUUGAAGUGAUAAUAGAUUGUAAUUCAAAAUAAAUUAAUGAAUUCUC